Galeopterus variegatus (Sunda flying lemur) is the source of this 432-nucleotide messenger RNA. Its product is annotated as ATP-binding cassette sub-family A member 13-like. Gene Ontology annotation, molecular function: lipid carrier activity; ABC-type transporter activity. Lineage: Eukaryota; Metazoa; Chordata; Mammalia; Dermoptera; Cynocephalidae. The coding region runs from base 1 to 432 and encodes 143 amino acids. The transcript is spliced from 4 exons. Gene Ontology annotation, biological process: lipid transport; transmembrane transport. Gene Ontology annotation, cellular component: intracellular membrane-bounded organelle; membrane. The record is from RefSeq and is a predicted model, not a curated record.
AUGGAAGAAUGUGAGGCUCUUUGCACAAGACUGACCAUCAUGGUCAAUGGCAGCUUCAAGUGUCUUGGUUCUCCUCAGCACAUUAAAAAUAGGUUUGGUGAUGGUUAUACGGUCAAGAUUUGGCUCUAUAAAGGAACAAAUCAGCACAGCGCUAUUUCUGACUGCUUGAAGCUCCAUUUUCCAGGAAUCCAAUUUAAGGGACAGCGCCUUAAUUUAUUAGAAUAUCAUGUGCCAAAAAGGUGGGGAUGCUUAGCCGACCUGUUCAAAGUUCUAGAAAAUAAUAAGACCUUCUUGAAUAUCAAGCAUUACUCCAUUAACCAAACCACUUUGGAGCAGGUAUUUAUUAAUUUUGCUACUGAGCUGCAGCACACUCCACAAUCUACUCUCAAUCCGUCCGCUGACUGUCAUCACCCACAUCACCUACCCAUAUAA